CUGUCUCGGGAACCCCGCGUGGCCGCAGCAGAACCGGCAGCUCCACCCGCGGUGAGCCAGUGCCAGCCAGAGCCUCCCAGCGCCGAAGCGCACCGCGGCCGAGACGGUUCCGCUGAGCGAGCUUGGGCGCCCGGUGAGCGCUCGGGGUGGGUGACACAGCGCUGCCUCGCCCAGUUCGCCUGCCUCGGGAAGUGGGUCCGCUGGGCAGAGGGCGCCCUGGGCAGGGGUCGUCCCCGCUGAAACCUCUGGUUCCUCGUGGGCAGGAGGCGCCCCGUCCUCCUCCCAACGAGCGUAGCGCACCCAGGACACCGCGCCGGGACGCGCUCCUCGGACGGCGACCAGAGGUCCUCGACUCCCGCGUGGCCUCCCUCUUCUGCGCCCAGCCCAACUUUUUUAGGGAGGUGGCAGACGGCUGUGUACGGGGGGAAAGAAUAUGUGUUUUGCUACAAGAAGAUGGUUCUAUCUACAUUUGGGCUGCAUGAUGCUGAUCAAUCUGGUUAAUGCUGACUUUGAGUUUCAAAAAGGAGUGCUUGCCAGCAUCAGCCCAGGAAUCACCAAAGACAUUGAUCUCCAGUGCUGGAAAGCUUGCUCUUUGACAUUGAUAGAUCUCAAGGAACUCAAGAUAGAGCACAAUGUGGAUGCUUUUUGGAAUUUCAUGUUGUUCUUGCAAAAAUCUCAGCGGCCUGGACAUUAUAAUGUCUUCUUAAACAUAGCUCAGGAUUUCUGGGACAUGUAUGUAGACUGCUUGCUUUCAAGAUCUCAUGGAAUGGGCAGAAGACAGGUGAUGCCCCCCAAAUAUAAUUUUCCACAGAAAAUAACAGGAGGUAAUUUAAAUGUGUAUUUAAGAGAAUAGCAGUUUACUUUUCUUUAAAAGUCACUAUUUAAUUCUUCUGAUUUUUUUCAAGUUAUCCAACAAGGUAGCAAAUUUACCAUAUUUAGUUUUUUUCCCUAAAAUGAUAGGUUUUGAUUCUCAUUUUUACUCAUUUUACAUUAUUUACAAACCACACAAGCUCUGACUUACAAUUUUAAAUGAUCUUGGAAUAUAAUACACUUUGGUAGAUAAUUAAAAUUAUCCUUGUUUGCCCAUGAAUAGUUCAUAAGAAAGCCAUUUAACCCUGUAAUUAUUCAUAUUACAUUUGUUGAAGAAAUUUUAAACAUCAGACAUGUAUUUAGGCUUUUGAAAUUAAUUUUUUCAAUAGGGUUGUAUAAAAGCAGGAAAUUUAAGAGUCAUAUUGGAAUGAAUAUUAACAAUUUCUUCUUUUAAAUCUUACAGGACUAGAUUUUACAAAAUGAGAGUAUUACAUUUAAGAGAAAACAUGUAAAAUACCUCAAGCAAGAUGACAGCGACCUGAAAACUUGUAUUUAUGAGGUCAAAUAUUUCUUGUCAUAGUUAUACAAAUUAUUUAAUACUGAUAAACGUUGUUUUUUGUUGUAAUUGCUUUAUUGCUAUUGAAUUAUUCCAAUAUUUUCAGAUAAUUUCUCAAUUUUUUACUUAGAAGGUGUCUUUUUAAAGUGUCUUUGUUUUAAAGAAAACAUCAGUUAAAAGGCAAAUGUGAUAUAUUUUUUAGAUACAAUAGUCAAUGGAAUAAAAUUGUAACCAAUUUUAUAAGGUAUCUUAUAUAUUAAUAUUGACUAUUAAACUGUGCCAAAACUAAUGGCAGUAUUAUCCUAAAAAGUAAUAUUUAAUGUAGUAUAUUUUGUGGUUUCUGAAAUGUACAUUUCAUUACCAAGCCAUCUUCUAUAUUAAAGUAUUUUUCUAUGCAUUAAGGACUAAAACCUUUUUAUGUUCUCAUUUUUAUUGUCUUUGUUUUGAAAAAGGAACAAUAAACAAAGACAGAAACUUCAUUUCAGUAAAGUACAAUUUGAUAGAAUUUUUGUGUUAGCUGAGUUAUUUUUUAUAUUGCCUAUUUAUAUCUCACAUCUUAUUUCAAAAAGGAUGUGAAGCUUUAAAGAAAUAUACCGAAGAAAAGGAAAACAUGAAGUAGUGGAGGAAAUUGGAACAUUGGGACAUGAAGACAGGGAAGUAAUACAAUGGAGUUACGGUUUAGAUUAAUACUUUUUGAAUGCAUGUCGUAAAAGCCUAUACCUUUGAUAAAGGGUGCCUAUAAAUUUGGUCUGUUUCCCACUUCUCCUAGUGAAGAGGGACACAUGAACAGUUUCAAGAUUCACAUGCUUAUAAGAAAAACCAAACCAUAUGUUCAACAGAGGUCCAGCCUUUUCCAGGACAAAGAAUCAAUGAAAAUCUCACCCAUAGGUUUUCACAGUGGCUACCAUGGUUUACAACACUGGUUUCAAGUAUCCUUACAAUGACAGAUUCUCUCCUUUACAGUCUGAUUCCAGUACACUCAAACUCAAAUAUAAAAAGUUUUAAAAUCGGCUAAAAUAAUACUGAACAAGUAACGAACUGCCUGAUGGUUUGACUUGAUCCAAGAAUAAGCUGAAUUAAAGGAGGGACGUUCUUUGCAUUAUUGACCACUUUCAAAUUCUGAUGAUGUAUAGACCAUUUAUUAGGGGUUUUAUAUAUAAACACUCUUAAAAUUACAUUUUGCAUGUAAUUUCAGGGGGCUGCAUAAACCCCAGGUUAGGAAUUUUCAAUAUUAAAGGACCUCAUAGCGUUCGGCAAUAUUAUUUCAUAUAACCAAUUUUGCAUGAGUAGCAGAUAAUAUAAGAUUGUAGGGCUAAUAAUUUCCUAGAUUGAAAACUUCUUAUCUUGCCAAUUAAGGGUGGAUCCCUAAGCUCAGAAAAUCAACUGGUUGGAGGGUAGGGCUAAUUAAUGUUCUCAUAAAAAUGACCAGACAGCGUGUAAACAUGAGUGAUUUUAUGUCCAUUAAGCUUUUGAUUUGUGGAAUUUAUAUGACAAAUAAUUAGUCUGAUAUGAGUUUUUAAAUUUCAACAUAUUUUCAUAUUGACACUUUAUUACUGUUUAGCUCUAAUCGAAAAGUGAUGAUUCAUUUGAGAGGAGUCACAUUUAUGUGACAGGAGUAAAAAGUUGAGUUAAUCUUGCCAAGAACUUUCCUGUCCUUUCUCAUCUCCAUAUUGAACAUCUGUGUUCUUUAUCAUUAAACUGCUUUUGGUCUAAAAAAAAAAAAAUGACCUGACAGCUAUCCACCUAGAAUUCAUUUCCUGCAGAGGAGCCGAAGUGGUACCUAGAGGCAGUAUUACAGUUUUCCUCAAAAAAAACAGUUCUCUUUUACAGUCUGUGGGCAAAUGAUUGAAGCUCAAAAGUUCAAUGCUGUAAAGUGAGACCAUGUACUUUUAGUCUAAAAAAUUGUUCAACCAGUUGUCCUCAAUCACUCAUAGUUGUCAUGACAAUUUUAUUGCAGCGAUGAUAAACAUUUUAGCUUAAAUCAAUAAAAUUAGUCUUCCAGUUAAUGG
Messenger RNA from Homo sapiens (human), 3375 nucleotides. It is a transcript of the gene FAM237B, whose product is annotated as family with sequence similarity 237 member B. Gene Ontology annotation, biological process: regulation of feeding behavior. Lineage: Eukaryota; Metazoa; Chordata; Mammalia; Primates; Hominidae. The record is from RefSeq and is marked validated. The transcript has 3 exons. Gene Ontology annotation, cellular component: extracellular region. The coding region runs from base 434 to 853 and encodes 139 amino acids.